AUUUAUAGUAUUAUGACAACGCCAAGUUUCGUCUUAUCUUCACGUGCGAUUAAUCAGUACGUUACACGCUAGUCUCUCCGUUGUCCUUCCAGAUUACUAAUCGUAACUAGUUAAAAAAAAUAAGACGAUUAUCUAUUAAUUAUGUGGUACACGCGUAGUAUAGCGUGCUUCUUUGACUCGAUUGCACGUAUUCCAGUCGAAUAGUCUGUAAGACGUGACGAUUGCAUACAUUCGCAAAUAUAUAUAUAUAUAUCUCUCUCUCUCUUUCUUUCUCUCUUUUUCAAAACAAUUAUUGUUCUGGUGAUAUGUUCUCUUCGUUGUUUGCACGAAGCAAAAUGUUUCGCAUAUAUGUACGAUGGUACAUCGGAUAUGUACCAUCUGUUCCGUUACUUUUGCAUGUUACAUUUAGUGGAAACAUUUGUCACAACAAGAAUAAUUAUUAACGUUGACAAUAAGCAAAUUACACCACUGUACGCGUCAAAGUGAUAUGGAAUUUCAUUGACAGAAGUUUUCGAAUAUUUUUUCUGUAUUUGGAAAUUGAUCGAAGUUUGUGUACGCGUGGAUGCAUGUUGCGUUGAAAUACAUAGGAAGAUCGAAAAGAUAUUUUUGUCGAGUCAACGAUCGAUCGAUCGAUCGAUUGAUCGAUCGAUCGACCAACCGACCGACCGACCGAUCGAUAGAUCGAUCUCUUCUCUUUUUUUCGUAUAAUCCAAACGUUCUUUCCCAUUAUUUUUUUUACACCUGUCGACGUUACGAACCAUAUACGAACGUACAUAACACUGGCUCUCUCUUUCUCUCGACGCCAAUGUACCACAGCGAUGCGAUGAACGCUUGAAUUUUUCGGAGAACGGGUUCACAAUAGCGGCGCAACGAGCAGAAAGCUGGUGAGUCAGCCUCCAUUCUUCCCUCUCCUCUUUUCCUCUUCCAUCUCUCUCUCUCUUUUUUUCUUUAUCUUUCUCGCACACUCAUUGCUAACCGGCUUGUCCUGUCCUUUUCUGUCUCUCUUGGUCGAUGUCCCUCACUCUCGCAGAUUUUCCUCGUCUUUCAUCGAAGAAAAGAGGAAUUAAAGGAUUGCCAAGAUGUCGGAGUAUUGCGAAUAUAUGUGGGAUCCGAGUGGUCACACAAGCACGGCACUCUCUCGGAGCAUUUACCAAGAAGAUGCGAGGUUGGACAAGCGAGACAAAAAGCUGGCCAUUAAAUCGGUCCGUGCGAUUCUUCGAGAGAUGCCGGAUGUGGACUUGAAACAUUGCACGGACGAAUAUAUUACGCGCUUCCUGCUCGCACGGAAGUAUCGAGCCGAGCAAGCAGCUGCUCUGAUAGCCGCUUAUCAAGCUCAGAUAGCUCAUCGACAGGAUAUUUUCGGUAAUCUCACUGCUCGUGAUCCUGCAUUGCAACGAGCCUUACGUGCUGGUAUACCCGGUGUUUUACCUGCUCGCGACAGGAAAGGCAGGUGCGUUUUGGUAAUCUUGGCUUCACAAUGGGAUCCAAUUGCGGUGCCAGCGUUAUCGGUUCAACGAGCUAUUUUUUUAGUCCUCGAAAUUCUAAUUCAAGAUCCAAGAAACCAGCAAUCCGGUUUCGUAGCUGUGGUCGAUUGGAGUGGAUUUUCUCUGCGGCAAGGCGGUGCAUUGGGUGCAGCAGCUCUUCGAAACUUGAUAGCUGCGCUUCGUGGUCGAUUUCCGGCCAGAUUCAAGGCUAUACACUUCCUUUCGGCGCCUUUAUACGUUCAAGCUACUUUAGCUCUUGUCAAACCUUUCCUGGAUGAAAAAACUCGUAAUAAGAUUUAUUUGCAUGGAAAUAAUCUUAGUACUCUCCACGAACAUCUCCCAACGGAUAUAUUACCUGCGGAAUUAGGGGGCACAGGGCCAUCCUUUAAUCCUGGCCUCUGGGCCGAGCCAGUCAUUCAUUCGGCAAUGAAGGAAGCUGAACUGGCAGCUUUGAAAAAGGAAAAGGAGCAAUUACAAGAUGAAAGAAACGAGAAUGCUUCUGAAAGACUGACAAACUUUGCCGACGACGACAAAGUCGUGGAAUCAAAGAACGUUGAAAAUUACAAAAGAAGCGAACCAGCUUUCGAGGAACACAAACACGAGAGAGAAAGUUUCAAGAGCUUUGGUAAAUCCUAUCGAAAUAACGGAGAUGGGAAAAGCGUGGAGCUAAGUUUGAUCAGAACUACGACUUCUUCCGAUUCAAAAAACGCGAACAAAGUAGAAGAACAGAAAGAUAGAACUCGUCUGAUAGAAGUUGCUGAAAGUAAUAACGGUAACGAAGCUAAAACCAAUGGGUUGGACAACAGAAUGGAUCAUUUAAGAGAAGUCGAUGACUUGGCGCUACUCGAGUUACAAUCCGAGACGAAUUCCAACGAAUUUGAAAUGAUUUCUAGUAGGCCUGACAGUGAGGAUAGCAAGGACAAUUCGUUAGAAAAUAGAUCGGAAAAGGUACUCAUUAGAACUGGAAAAAGUCAUACGCCAACGGAGGAAAUGAAUCUCAUUACGUAAAAGUGAUCUCUUUAUGUCGAUACUAAAUAUUUCCUCGAAGUAUGCGAUAACGAUUCUAGAUAAAUAUUAUACAAUUAGUUUUGUAUGUAAGGUUUUUAAGUGACACGCGGUAUAGUUGGAAAGAAAUAACAUUGAGUACAUUUGUCGAUACUUUGACGAUACAGUUGUUAAUGAACUUCUGUGAUGAUUUUUUUUUUUUGUUUUUUAAUGCAUUACACGUACUUAUAUAUUCUCUGACAGAUGAUCCUUGUUUUUGUGUGGACCAGUAUAAUACCGUAGCUUCCUAAAAUAUAAUUUUUACGUUAGAAAAGAAAUAAUGGAAAUUUGUUAAAAAUAAUUAUAGAGAAAAUAUUUACUCGUACGACAAGGACUGAUAUAUACAUAUAUGCUUUUAUGUAUGCUUGUAUGAGGCUACGUUCCACAAAUUAAUAGCCAAAUUGAAGCUGAUACCGUAUUUAUGAAGUUCCUUUAUUGUAUUAAUAAAAACAGUGUUUUUUUUUUAUUGUCUAUUUAAACUGCUUUAAAUUUAGGUCAGAUACAUAGAUCCAUGCGUUUAAAUAUUUUUAAAUAUAUUAUCUAUUUCGUACGGACGUAUGGUAAGCUCUUUCCAAAAUUAUUAAAAAUUAUACGAGAUACGUCAAGGCAUUUUCCAGAAAUUGUAUUCGUUGUACUUGUAAAUAUGUAAUAAAUUAUUUAUUCCACGAACUCUCGAUCGCAGAACUUCAAAUACUUCAUGUAUUUAUUAAGAAUGUAUAAUCUUAAAAGCACGAACAACUCCAUUUAAAAAAUGUAUUUGUGAUGAUAAAAAUGAAAAUAUAUUUUCGAACAAAAGAAA
Messenger RNA from Vespula vulgaris, 3327 nucleotides. RefSeq names its product clavesin-2-like. Gene Ontology annotation, molecular function: phosphatidylinositol bisphosphate binding. NCBI's taxonomy places the organism in Eukaryota, Metazoa, Arthropoda, Insecta, Hymenoptera, Vespidae. The record is from RefSeq and is a predicted model, not a curated record. The transcript has 6 exons. Bases 1080 to 2492 code for a protein of 470 amino acids. Gene Ontology annotation, cellular component: membrane.